UUGAGAUGGAGAUGCGAAUGAGUGAGUUUGGAAGCUUGCAGCUUCCGGACGUGACCAGCUUGCCGUUUGCAAUUUCGUCCUCAAAUGACCACUAUGUCGUUUCGACCAAGGGGAGCAUUGCGAUUCUUCAGCUACGGUACAAGCACAUCAACGACGAUGGUGCGCUGAACUAUAAUGUUGCUCGAUUCGAGUGCUCCAAGGAGAAACCCACCAGUCAGCUGGAGACGCGUGAGAUCAACGUGUACAACAGCAGUAAUCGGGAGCAGCGUGCGAAAAUUAUGCUCGACCAGACCAUCAUUCCGAAAGUGGCCACGUUGUACAUCAACAAUGCGCUGGCCGUGCCGUCGCCACCGGGAAUCUUUCCGGAUUAUAAUGAAUGCCUGGUGGCGCAUCUGACCAACAUGGGUCAGCUGACGCUGCAACGGCACGAUAAGGUGCGCAACUUGUGGAUCUUGUACGUGGACGUUUCUACGACGUGGAUUGCGCACAUUUACGACGGCACCGUGUUUGACCAGUUUGGUCCGCUCAGCCAAACCACGGCGGAAGCUCUGAUUUGUGCGUUCUGUUGGCGUGAUGUGGUCUUUGACCACGCGGCUUACUUUGCGUUCGGAACCAAAUCUGGGAAGAUCGCCAUCUACAGCCUGCUGUCGGACAGUGUGAGGGCGGAGCAGAUCGUUGGAACGGGGACGGACUCGGUGCGAUGCCUGAAGUGGGUGACGAUCACCAAGGAGCAAAACCUACUGCUGGCGGGACUUCAGAGCGGAAGGAUUGCUUUGUAUAGUUUUCGAAUUCAACCCGAUUAUACGGUGGUGGAUUGCGAGCAGCUGGCGGAUAUUUGGGGGGACGCGGACGCGUUGGUGGUGGAUCACAUGCAGCACGAGGUUGAUUACGACAACGAGCGGGUGGUUUUGCUGGUGGUGAAAGGAACGCAUCUGGUGGCGACCGCGUUCGGCUUUGAGGGACAAAUCCAGUCGGUUACGUUUCACAACAUGAAUAACUUUUCGAUAACAGGCAUGCAACAACUGUCUCCCAUGUGCUACAUCGUUUCAACCCUCACGGGCUCUAUUUUCUGCGUGGACAUCCAAACCAAGGCCGGCAACUUGUCCCUCGCCUGCAGCCAAAUACAAACCGACCUAAACACGCUAAAAUUCUCCAUCUAUGGCCUGACCGCCACCAAAACCCGAUCCUGCUGGCUUAUGGUCGGAUAUCCGGCGAAAAGUUUCGACCAUCUGAGCAUCCGCCUACCAACGACGAUUAUUUUCUGCAAAUUUAGCGCCCGCAACGCCCUCCAGAUGCUGAUAACCAAUCCGACGUUGCGGAUGACCGAGCAUUACGACUGCGCCGAGUUGGUGCGCUUCAGCGGUAGCCGUAAUCUGCAGACGCUCGCCGAGCUGGACGUGCUGACAAAGUUCCAGCCGAACGUGGACGACCAGUAUGCGUACCAGUUGAAGUUGCAGCUGCUGCAGUUGGGAUCGCGGCUGAGCUACUUCAAGAAACGCUGCCUGUCAAUCGCUGAAGUGCUCUUCAACCAAGCUCAGUUCAUCACGAUGGUCAUUGAGUUGCUUCACGCGGUCAAGGUGAUCUUCUACUUCUUAUCGAUCCGGGGACUUGGCCCGUUCAAUUACGCCCAGCUGAUGACGAUUCGCUGCUUGCGCAACUUUAUCCGCGAUUUCGUCGAAGACAGCUUCCCGGGAGACUUUGAGCACAUCCACGACGCCCUCAAGCCAACGCUGGCCGAUGCGGUGAGUCAUGCGAAUGAGCUGCUGGCCUGCGCCGAGCAGCCACUGUACUGUGAAAAGUGCACGUUCUGCGAGGAACCCAUCGUCGACACCAAGCUGCAGUGCCUGGACGGUCACCAAACGUUCCGCUGUUCGAUCACGAAGCAGCAGAUUCCACUGGGGGAAGAGGAGACCGCGUGCGACAUGUGCGAUGCCGAAACGCUGGAUGUGGCCGUGUUGGGGAGUAUUUUCAGCGCGGACGGGGGACAGUUGGCGAUUUACUACCAUUGCUGUUGUAUCUGUGACGUGCCGCUGGUUAGGAAGAAUGUGAUCUGAGCUGAAUAAAACUUCCCUUUACUGACA
This is a messenger RNA of Culex pipiens pallens (northern house mosquito), 2081 nucleotides long. RefSeq lists its product as uncharacterized. Gene Ontology annotation, molecular function: protein binding. The transcript has 2 exons. Lineage: Eukaryota; Metazoa; Arthropoda; Insecta; Diptera; Culicidae. Bases 6 to 2054 code for a protein of 682 amino acids. The record is from RefSeq and is a predicted model, not a curated record.